AUGUCUACUAACCUCCAAGAUCCAGUCUCUAUAACCAUCACACAUCAUGGUAAACCUCACACAUUCUCUCUGCCUUCCACGGCGACAAUCACAGACCUCUCCGAUUCCAUCGCAGCCACUCUCUCGAUUCCGCCUUCAAACCAAAAACUCAUGGUUUCUAAACUCGGGCUUUUGAAAGUCCCCUUCAAAGACCCUUCUCUUCCUAUAACAAACCUAGCCGAUAAAAAGAUAACAUUGAUGGGUAGCACCGUCGCCGAAGCAUCUUCAGUCGUCGCAGGUGCACUUGCUGCAUCUCGUGCUGUCAACGGGUCUGGAUCAAGCACGAAGCAGAAAGUAUCCGCAUAUAAAACGAGGGAUUGGAAAAAAGAACAAGAGGAAGCACAAUAUACAUUUCAAACUAUCCGACCUCUCCCGUACCUUCCCAAUCCAUCAAAAUCUCUCCAGUUCCUUCAACGCCUCAAGGAUGAUGCAGGUAUCAAGGCAGCUAUGCGAAAACAUAAAUUCACAGUUCCGCUCCUUACGGAAAUGAACCCGAUUGAACAUACAACUUCCAAUCACGAAGGCACAUCUCGCACGUUGGGACUCAAUAGAAAUCAAGGGGAGGUAAUAGAGUUGAGAUUACGAACCGAUGCAUAUGAUGGGUAUAGAGAUUACAAAACUAUUCGCAAAACUCUGUGUCACGAAUUGGCGCAUAAUGUAUGGGGACCCCAUGAUAGAAACUUUUGGAAUCUAUGUAAACAGAUAGAAAAAGAAGUUGAGGGGAAUGAUUGGAGAAGUGGCGGUCAUGCUGUUGGAGAGGAAGAAUAUUAUGGAGGAGAGGAGGUAGAUGAUCAUGGAGGAUGGACCGGUGGGGAGUUUGUGCUAGGAGUUGGGAAUGCGGGUGGUGCAGAGAGUACGGGCGCAAGCUCAGUUUCGAGUCAGGGAAUGAGUAGGAGGGAGAUAUUGGCAAAGGCGGCCGAGGAGAGAAUGAGGAAGGUUAGAGAACAGAGCGGAGGUGAGGGAUCAAAUGCGGGUGGAGGGGCUGCUUGA
Sclerotinia sclerotiorum 1980 UF-70 is the source of this 1029-nucleotide messenger RNA. RefSeq lists its product as hypothetical. The transcript has a single exon. NCBI's taxonomy places the organism in Eukaryota, Fungi, Ascomycota, Leotiomycetes, Helotiales, Sclerotiniaceae. The coding region runs from base 1 to 1029 and encodes 342 amino acids. The record is from RefSeq and is a predicted model, not a curated record. Gene Ontology annotation, molecular function: proteasome binding.